Messenger RNA from Cannabis sativa, 1434 nucleotides. RefSeq names its product transcription factor MYB98-like. Gene Ontology annotation, molecular function: DNA-binding transcription factor activity, RNA polymerase II-specific; RNA polymerase II cis-regulatory region sequence-specific DNA binding. NCBI's taxonomy places the organism in Eukaryota, Viridiplantae, Streptophyta, Magnoliopsida, Rosales, Cannabaceae. The record is from RefSeq and is a predicted model, not a curated record. The transcript is spliced from 3 exons. Gene Ontology annotation, cellular component: nucleus. Gene Ontology annotation, biological process: regulation of DNA-templated transcription. The coding region runs from base 1 to 1434 and encodes 477 amino acids.
AUGGAGCUAGAAACCAAGCUUAGAGAAAACAACACUUAUUAUCCAUUAUUUUUACAUGAGAACAACAACCACAUGAAACCUUACUCAAAAGACAACAAUUUAGAGCUUCCCAUACCAAAGGGUACUACAACUUAUCUUCAAGAUUUUCAUGUUCAUGAUCAUGGUCAUCAAUUUCCCCUUAAUGGGUCCUCAUCAAAUCCUAAUUUUGGGUCCCAAGCUCCAAUCUUUGAUCAACCCAAUUUCGAAGACUACACUACUACUCCAUAUGGGAGUUGUGAAAACAAUGUUGGAAUUCUAUAUGAUCAGUAUUACAAUUGUAGUUAUAAUAAGCCCUUUACAGAUACCACAUUUCAAAGUAAUAAUGGAGGAGAGUACUUGAAUAUUUUCCCAAGUAGAUCAAAUCCCACAGAAAUGUUUGGUUCCAAUUGGACUAUUAAUUUGAGCUCUUCUGUGGUACCUAAUCAAGUCUCAACCAUAACAGCUGAUCAAAAUGGGUACUACAAAAACCAAGUUACCAUGCAUAACAAGAACAAGAGUACUAAUUAUAGUACUACUACUUCUUGUUCCUUAAUGAAAAGAAUGACAUACUUUAAUGGUCGCAGGAAGAUCAUUAACAAUCCAGUCAAGGGCCAAUGGACAGUAGAAGAAGAUAGGAUUUUAAUUGGACUGGUUGAAGAGCAUGGAGUGAGAAAAUGGUCCUACAUUGCUCAGAUGCUACCUGGAAGAAUUGGCAAACAGUGUAGAGAGAGAUGGCAUAAUCAUCUUCGACCUGACAUUAAGAAGGAUACAUGGAGUGAAGAAGAAGACAAAAUAUUGAUUGAAGCACAUGCAGAAAUAGGAAAUAAAUGGGCAGAAAUUGCAAAGAGAUUAGCAGGAAGGACUGAAAACUCCAUUAAAAACCAUUGGAAUGCCACCAAAAGAAGACAACACUCGAAAAGAAAAUGUCGUAAUUCAAAGAAUCCAAGAGGCUCAAACUCCACUCUCCUUCAAGAUUACAUCAAGUCCUUGAACUUAACCACUUCCUCAAGUAGUAGUACUAAUACUAAUAGUACUACUUUCACAAAGCAAUAUCAAAGAAAAACGACACCAAACCUCACAAACGACAACAUGUUAUUACCAUUUGUUGAGGUUGAGCACUCCCCUCAAACGACAACAUUAGAAGUUUGCUAUGCUAAUGAUGAUGAUGAUGAUGUUGCUCGUGUUGAGAACACUACCACUACUACUGUGGAUUUUUGUUAUAGUAGUAUUGAGUCUUUUAUUGAUGAGAUGAUGCCAUUUGUCGUUCAUGAUGAGGAUAAGAAGUCGGUACCAGGUAGUGAUCGUGUGGAGCUGUCUGUAGAGGAUAAUAAUGUUUGUUCUGUGAGGGAAGGUGGUAAUGUUAUUGGAGUUGUAAAGAAUGAGAUGGAUUUGGUGGAGAUGAUCUCAAAGGUGUAG